CCGCCUUGAGCCCCCUGUGCUCUGCUGAGGCUCGGCUUCUCCUGCGUGGCCCUCAGAGACUCUCUUCCGCGACCCUCACGCUCUCCCCUCCGCGUCUCACACUUUCUGUCCUCCCGGACCCCUUAUGGUCUCUCCUCCCCGACCCUGCUUGACCCUCCUGAUUCUCCACAGCGAGCCUCGUGCGUCCACAGACACCGUCCCCUGCUCUGACGUCACAGGCUGCAGUUCCAGCUCCUCUCCUGGAGGAUGAGGCCAGCUAUGACUCUCACCCGGGGAAACCUUCCACCGAUUCAGCACCGCGCAGACGAUGCAAUCAGAGCUUCUGUGGGGGUGACGUGCGGCAGCGGCUCCAGACAGAAAGUCGCUGUAGGAAUUUCCCCUAGAGGCAAGCCCAGCCCAGGUGCCAACAUCGACUGCCGAGGAAGCAUGGCAGCAAGAGAGGUGAUGGGGGUCCUGGGACAUGGGACACAGCAAGUUUGGAUCCAUGCUGUCUGGGGUAACGGGUGCCAGGUUCUAAAAAGUUCUCCAGAAAUGUGCAAAAAUGUGAAUUGUGCCAAAGAUUCAGCUCUCUGGAAGACCAGAUGCCCUGGAGAUCUCUUCUGGAGCAGAGACAGUCCUUCUGUAGGACAGCAGCCCCAGGAUUCAGAAGACAAGGGGAUUCAGAAGACAAGGGAAGGCCUCUCCUGGGGCUCCAGCCACAGCGAGGAGGUGUGGGGGAAGGGCACAGGAACGCCCCAGAACUGCGGGCGAUCGACAGUCAGUUUAGGUCUUAAGACUACAGUUCCCCGGAGGAAGAGGGAGAUCCGCCUCCAGACGGCCUUCAGACUCAGGACUGCAGCACGAAGUCUUCCCUGGGUCUCCAGCCCGCCGGCCCACCCUGCAGAUUUGAAACCAGCCUCCCCAGUCGUAACUCCACAAAUACACACUGUGGCCCCGUUCCUGGACCUUCUGACCCCACUCCCACAUGGAGGCCAGGAAGGAUCAGUGCAGCCCCGGGUGUCAGCCAACGUGCACGGUCCAAGGUUUGUGUCGGCUCAUCCAAGGGCUUCGUCCCUCCGUGAUGAUGAAUGUCGCUUCGACGUCAAGGUGCCUUCCCGGGGUGAGGACGGUUCUGCAUCUCCGGCGGCCUGCCCACGGGAGGGAUGCUCUGGGGACGUCAGCUGUGCACCCUCUGCCAUUUCGUCUCCUGCCUCCCCCGGGGGCGUGCAGCCCUCCGUGGUCCAGCGGAAGCGCCAUGCGCUCCUGUGAGCUGAGGACCGAGGCUCGUUUUCUCACGUGGGCCCAGGCCGGUCCACACCCGCUCUGUCUGAAAGGCUCAGUUGGGAAGCACGAGGCAGGUAGGGGACUUGACGGAGUUGUAGCCACUUAGACACCGUUCUGCGUCUGAUGCCUACCAGCUAGCUGCUCCCAUGCUCGGGAAACACACUCUGCUUUUCAACGAGAAGCUUUAGUGCCCCGUCAACACGGGUGACUCAGUUCUUGCUAAGCAUGUUAACUUUAUCAGCAUCCUGUUCACUGGAAGUAGAACGUCUACCACCGCACUCCCAUUACCCUCGUUAGCCAAGGCACCCCAUGUGCGUACUUCGUCACGGGUGGACUCUGUCCCCCUCGGUGCCAGACGCUGCUGGUGCAGUUGCCGAGCCACAGACUCCUUCCUGACAAAGGCUUCCGCAGGUUACUUGGGUCCGGAAGCCGUGUGUGUACAAUUGCUGUGGCUGCCGUAACACUCUGCCCUCUGGCCCCCCAAGAUCAUAUGGUCACCUUCUAACACCUGGGGCCUCAGAAUGGAGCUGUAUAUGGACAGAGGAUUUUACAUCUGAAAGUGAAAUGAGGUCAUUAGGGUGUCCCCUCAUCCAAUGUGACUCAUGUCCUUAUAAACAAAGAAGAGGACACACACACUCCCAGAGGGAUGACCGCGAGAGGACACAGGGGAAGACAGUGUCUACCUGCCAGAAGAGAGGCCUCAGAAAGACCCAACCGGGCUGACACGCUGAUAUCAGACUUCCAGCCGUCGUGUUUGCUGUGACCACCCAAGCUGACUGACGCACCACAGGGGCCCAGGUGAUCCUUUACAAGAAGUAUGGGCAGCACAUAUACCCCAGAUGUGAUGAUUAAAAUGUAGGAUUCCAUUUAAAAUUCACUUUGAAAAAAAUAAAUAAAAAAUAAAAUUCACUUUGAAUUAA
Lutra lutra (Eurasian river otter) is the source of this 2183-nucleotide messenger RNA. RefSeq lists its product as uncharacterized. The record is from RefSeq and is a predicted model, not a curated record. The coding region runs from base 247 to 1248 and encodes 333 amino acids. The transcript has 8 exons. NCBI's taxonomy places the organism in Eukaryota, Metazoa, Chordata, Mammalia, Carnivora, Mustelidae.